AUGACCAGAGACAUUCAGAACCAUCUCCUUUUCGAGGUGGCCACAGAAGUCGCCCACAAAGUUGGUGGCAUUUACUCUGUUCUCAAGUCCAAAGCCCCCAUCACCGUUUCCGAAUACAAGGAGCGCUACACCUUAAUUGGUCCAUUGCACCAUGAAAGUGCCCAGAUUGAGGUGGAGGAAAUCCCCUUGAACGACCCACACGUUAAAGCAGCUUUAGAUGCCAUGAGCGAACGUGGUAUCAAGUGGUUGUACGGAAGAUGGUUGAUUGAAGGUGCCCCCCGUGUUUUGCUUUUCGAUAUUCAUUCUGCUGACUACAUGCUCAAUGAAUGGAAAGCUGACUUGUGGAACAUUGCUGGCAUUCCAACUCCUGAUCAUGACCAUGAAUCCAACGAAGCUAUUCUCUUGGGUUACAUUGUGGCCUGGUUCUUGGGCGAGUUGGUCUACGUUGAUCGCGAGCGUGCAGUGAUUUGCCAUUGUCACGAGUGGUUGGCUGGUGUGGCCUUGCCGCUUUGCAGAAAACGGAGAAUUGAUGUCACAACCAUCUUCACCACCCACGCAACAUUGCUUGGGCGGUACUUGUGUGCGGGAUCUACUGACUUUUACAAUAAUUUGAAGUACUUUGACGUGGACGCCGAAGCAGGCAAGAGAGGAAUUUAUCACCGCUACUGUAUUGAGAGGUCUGCGACCCACUCUGCAGAUGUGUUUACUACAGUGUCUCAUAUAACUGCUUACGAGUCAGAGCAUUUGUUGAAGAGAAAACCGGACGGUGUUUUGCCUAAUGGUUUGAAUGUUGUCAAGUUUUCUGCCGUGCAUGAGUUCCAAAACUUGCAUGCGCUUCUGAAGGACAAAAUCAACGAGUUUGUGAGAGGCCACUUCUAUGGAAACUACGACUUCGAAUUAGACAACACUCUCUAUUUCUUCAUUGCAGGCAGAUAUGAAUUUAGAAACAAGGGUGCAGAUUUCUUUAUCGAAUCCUUAGCAAGGUUGAACCACAGAUUGAAGCAAUCUAACUCGAAAAUGACGGUCGUUGCAUUUAUAAUCAUGCCAGGAAAAAUCAAUUCUUACACCGUGGAAACAUUGAAAGGCCAAGCGGUGUUGAAACAGUUGGAAAACUCGAUUUCUGAGGUGCAAAAGAAGAUUGGUGAACGUUUGUUUGAGCAUUGCGCACGAUUCCCAAACAAAAGCAAUGUCCAUAACACCAAUGGUAGCGAGGUCCCAUCUAUUGAUGACUUGAUCAAACCAGCUGACCGUGUUUUGUUGAAGAGAAGAAUUUUCGCUUUGAAAAGAGAUGGGUUGCCUCCGAUUGUUACUCACAAUAUGACCAACGAUGCCACCGAUCCGGUUUUGACUCACAUUAGACGCGUACAGUUGUUUAACAAGCCGGAGGAUAGAGUCAAGAUUAUAUUCCAUCCAGAGUUUCUCAAUUCUAACAAUCCUAUUUUGCCUUUAGAUUACGAGGAAUUUGUGAGAGGAUGCCAUUUGGGUGUCUUUCCAUCGUACUAUGAACCAUGGGGUUAUACCCCAGCUGAAUGUACAGUGAUGGGCGUACCUUCGAUUACAACUAACUUAUCUGGCUUUGGUUGUUACAUGGAGGAUUUAAUCGAAAACACCAGUGACUAUGGAAUUUACAUCGUUGAUAGAAGAGAAAAAUCUGUUGAUGAAUCAAUCAAUCAGUUAGUUGAUUAUAUGUUUGAUUUUACCCAAAAGACGAGAAGACAAAGAAUUAACCAGAGAAAUAGAACAGAAAGGUUAUCUGAUUUGUUGGAUUGGAAGAGAAUGGGCCUUGAAUACAUUAAGGCUAGGCAAUUGUCGUUGAAGAGAGCUUAUCCAGAUAGAUUUAAGAAUGGAGCAAAUCCUUUCCAAAACUCUCUGAACUUGAAAUUGACAAGACCAUUGUCUGUUCCCGGAUCUCCAAGAGGAAGAGUUGGUUUGAUGACUCCUGGUGACUUGGGAUCUUUACAAGAGGCUGCCCAAGGAUUGAAUACCGAAGAUUACCAAGGUUUCAAACUAGGCGAGGCCGAUGAUGAUGAUGAAGAAAGUCAUUAUCCGUUGACCUUACGUGGUACUUCUGCUCCUCCUCAAGACGCAUAA
Molecule: messenger RNA, 2091 nt
Organism: Clavispora lusitaniae ATCC 42720
Lineage: Eukaryota; Fungi; Ascomycota; Pichiomycetes; Serinales; Metschnikowiaceae
Gene: GSY1
Product: glycogen (starch) synthase
Biological process (GO): glycogen biosynthetic process
Cellular component (GO): cytoplasm
Molecular function (GO): alpha-1,4-glucan glucosyltransferase (UDP-glucose donor) activity
Source: RefSeq, a predicted model, not a curated record